ACAGGCAAAGAAGCAAGAUCUCCUCUCAGCCCCCGCUUGUGGGCUGCUGCUGCUGCUGCUGUGGCCGCCCCGCCCUUCCUCGCCCCUCCCCACCCCCAAGAGGGCGCGAAGGCCAGACCCAGAAGCUGCGUAGGACGAGUCCGCUGCCGAAGCGCCUCCGCCGUUCUAGCUCUUUCUCAACUCCAGCCCCGCCACCGCCUCAGCCCCUCCGGCCACCCCGCGUGAGAAUGAGGGCUUCUCGAGGCACUGCCUGAGAGCCGGAGUUGACUGGCUGCUCCUGGUUUCUGUUUUCCUGAACAAGAGAGCAAGAGAGAGAGAAGCAUGAGAAACUUCCAGCAUCUCCAUCUACAACACCGGUUUAUACAACUUUUGCUACUCCUGGGGGUAAUUGUCUUCUUUAGUGGUAAAGUGCAAGCUGGAGGAAAGUCCCAUACUGGACCAUGUGCAGGAAGAGACUGUACCGGGGGCUGUGAAUGUUUCCCAGAAAAAGGAGCUCGUGGCCUACCAGGACAACUUGGACAACAGGGACCCCCUGGGCCACCUGGAGUGGAAGGUAUCCCAGGACUGCCAGGACACAAAGGUGACAAAGGUGAAAGAGGUCGACCUGGAGUAACUGGACCAAAAGGAGAAGUGGGACAAAGAGGGGUUACUGGGUUUUCUGGUGCAGAUGGUGUUCCUGGUCAUUCAGGUCAAGGAGGGUCAAGGGGGAAACCAGGCCACGAUGGCUGCAAUGGGACCAAGGGAGAUCCUGGUCAACAGGGAAGUCAGGGAACUGGAGGCUCACCUGGUUUCUCUGGAAUCCAAGGACCCAAAGGUCAGAAGGGGGAACCAUUUGUGCUGACUCCAGAAUUAGCCAUAAAAUUUGUGGGAGAUCCUGGCGACCCAGGUUUUAUGGGCUUCCAAGGUCCUCAAGGUGCCCCUGGUUUGGUGGGUGCAUUUGGUCCAUCUGGAAACCCUGGUCUACCUGGGCCUCCAGGGCCACCAGGACCACCAGGGCCACCAGGCAAAAGAGAGCUUGGCUUUUACGAAGAAAAAGGCGAAAAGGGUGAACCUGGUGACCCUGGUCCUCCAGGGCUUCGAUCAUCAACCCCAGAGCUGGUCACUACAACUGAUGUAAUUUCAAGUGAAUAUAAGGGUGUGAAAGGUGUGAAAGGAAUAAGGGGAGAACCUGGAAUUCCGGGUUCACAUGCAUAUCCCGGCGAAAAGGGAGAAGAAGGAAUAACAGGCUUUCCAGGAAGCAGAGGUUUGCCAGGAGUCAAUGGUCUAAAAGGUGCUAAAGGGAACAUAGGUAUCCCAGGAUGGGAUGGCACCCCUGGGCCCGCUGGUCAAAAAGGAAUGCAGGGAGAACCUGGAGAUGUGGGUAUUCAAGGACCACCAGCUUAUGCACAGCAGCCCAUCCUUGUAAAAGGAGCAAGAGGUGACUGGGGAGCCCUGGGUACGCCUGGGCCUGGAGGAGACAGAGGCGAGCAAGGCAGUCCUGGCCUUCCUGGCUUGUGGGGACCAUCCGGUGAUACCUCUAGAGGAAGAGGUUUGCCUGGAGAAAUAGGGCCCAAAGGUUAUGUUGGUGAUCCAGGUUUACAAGCUAAUUAUUCAGGUCCUCCAGGUUUGGAUGGUGAGCUUGGAGCACCUGGUUUUCCUGGCCCACCUGGCCCUCCGGGCUGUCCAGCAUUGUCUGUUGGGCAGAAGGGAUUACCAGGAAAGCCUGGUACUAUGGGUAGUCGAGGUUACCCAGGACUUCGAGGAGGAAAGGGAGGAAAGGGUGAGGCAGGAGAUUGCAUAGGUGAUGAAGGAAAAAGGGGUCCUGCUGGGCUACCUGGGCCACCAGGUUUUCCAGGUCCAUCAGGACUGCCUGGGAGAAAAGGAGAACAUGGAGAUCAAGGCCAGCAUGGGCUUCCUGGCUUUCCUGGUACAAAGGGAUCCCAUGGUGUAUCUGGACCACCUGGGCGAAAAGGGGUAAAAGGGGAUCCCCGAUAUGUUUCAACAAAAGGUGCCAAAGGAGACCAAGGAAGUUCUGGAAAUCCUGGAGCUAAAGGAGAAGAUGGCUUACCAGGCAGAGAUGGCAGAGAUGGUUUCUCAGGACUUCCUGGGCUUCCAGGGGAUGGUGUGAAAGGUGCCAUAGGGGAUGCUGGUGAACCAGGACCACCAGGCCCUAAGGGGUUUCCCGGUGAAGCUGGUCUCCCUGGUGUUGGCUUACCAGGUCCAAAAGGAGAUCGUGGCCCUCUGGGUGAUCAUGGGACAUAUGGGAAUCCUGGUUUUCGAGGCCCUCCAGGCCCUAAAGGUGUUCCUGCUGAAAUAGAUUGUGGACAAACAAUAGAAGGCGUUAUCAGAGGUAACAGAACUGAACCAAUACAGCCAGGGACUGGUUGCAUUAAAGCCCCAAAAGGAGCUCCAGGAAAUCCAGGUUUGCCAGGACCAAGAGGUGCAAAAGGUGCAAAAGGAAUUCUAGGGGAACCAGGUCUGCAUGGAUCAUUGGGGCUGAAAGGUCCUCAAGGGGACCCGGGUAAUGAAGGUUUAGCAGGUCCACCAGGAUUUCCUGGACCCAGAGGACGCAUAGGUGCUCCAGGAUUCCCCGGGAAACAGGGCUUUCUAGGCAGUGAUGGUUUGCCAGGUUUGCCAGGGCCUCCAGGAGUAAAAGGAAUUACAGGCGAUAUAUUAGGAGCCCCAGCAGGCUUCCAAGGAGAUGUUGGACCAUCUGGAUUCCCAGGACUAAAAGGAAUCCAAGGAGAUCAAGGUGUACCAGGACUUAGAGGCAGUGAUGGCAUUCCAGGUCCACCUGGAGCCAAAGGGCAUCAUGGGUCUAUCGGUCUGCCUGGCUUGACUGGUAUUCCAGGACUACCAGGAUCAUCCGGAUUCCCUGGACUGCCAGGCCAACAAGGUUCCAUGGGCAGAACAGGGUCACAAGGGUCUGUUGGCUCACCUGGUUCCAUAGGAGAUUCAGGAGCCCAAGGAGCACCUGGUCCUGUAGGGAUGAAAGGUCUGAGAGGGGACAAAGGUGAAACAGGUUUCCUUGGAGUUAAAGGCAGAGCUGGUGAGACUGGUCUCCCUGGAAUAGAUGGAAUGCAUGGCCUCCCAGGUCUGAAAGGUGCUAAAGGCUCACCUGGUGUUGGAGGUUUCAAAGGCACUAUAGGCAUCAAAGGCUGGCCAGGAAGGAAGGGAGCCCAGGGAGAGAGUGGUCUUCCAGGUGCACAAGGUCCUCAAGGCCCGCCUGGCGAAUCAGGAUUUAAAGGUGACCGUGGAGAACGUGGACUACCAGGAGCACCUCCCAAAUUCAUUCCAGGCAUACUGUUCCAUGUGAAAGGUGAAAAGGGAGAUGAAGGAGAAAAAGGUGCCAAGGGAAACACUGGUUUAAGAGGCGAUAAAGGAAUGGUAGGCUUCCCUGGCCAGAUAGGAAGCCCAGGUUCACCUGGAUUGCCAGGUUAUGUUGGCGGUCAGAAAGGAGACAUUGGGGUUAAAGGAGUCAAAGGCGCUCCAGGAUAUGCUGGUGUCCAAGGACCUCGUGGUUUUUCUGGCUUCCCUGGAACCGCAGGACAAAGGGGAGAAAAGGGAAUUCCAGGAACUGUGGGUUUAUUUGGUGAAAGGGGCCAGUCUGGGGAAGUUGGCAACAGAGGAGAUACAAUAGGCUUGCCAGGACAAGUAGGUCCUAAAGGGGAUGCUGGCAUAACUGGAUCCACAGGUGUGAAAGGAGCCAAAGGAGCAAAAGGUGAAGGCGGUGAUCAAGGUUUUUCUGGCAUUGAAGGCAUGAAGGGCCCCCAAGGUACCCCUGGCUUAAGAGGAUAUGAAGGCUUGCCUGGGCAGGUUGGCGACCGAGGCUUGCCUGGAGAUCCAGGCGUUCCUGGAUUAUCAGGUGAAAAAGGAAGUUCUGGUUGGCCUGGAGUUCUAGGAGCUAAAGGUGCCACUGGCACUGGAGGAAUCCCUGGAUUAGAUGGUUUGCCGGGUACCAAGGGCUUGCAAGGAUCGCCAGGUGCAGAUGUCUCUGGUUCACCCGGUUUCCCAGGUAUCUGGGGUGACAAAGGUACAGCAGGAGAGCCAAGCCCUAUUGAAGGCAAUAUAGGCGCUCCUGGUCAGAAAGGAGAAAGAGGAGAUCCAGGACUGCGAGGCCCAGCUGGGGAUAAUGGGCCUGAUGGGAUGCCAGGCCUUCCUGGAGUGUCCAACAUAUCUGGAACACCUGGUGACAGGGGGUUGCGAGGUUUGGAUGGAGUGCCAGGCUACCAAGGACCUCCAGGGAGACCAGGUAUAAAUGCUCCACCUGGAACCAAAGGAGAAGUGGGAAAUGUAGGUGUAAUUGGAGAAGAUGGCCUAAAGGGAAUUAGAGGAGAUCCUGGCCCAGAUGGAAGCCCUGGAAUACCCGGGUUGCCUGGUACAAAAGGAUACAAAGGUGAACAAGGACUCAUGGGAUUUGUUGGCUUAGUGGGAGUUCCUGGUGACUUUGGUCCUGUUGGACCCAAAGGAGACAGAGGGCUUACUGGAAUUACGGGACCUCCAGGUUCCCCUGGACUGCCUCCCCUCCCACCUAAACUAGUUGCUAUGCAAGGGACACCAGGUGCGCAUGGGAGCAGAGGGCCUCAAGGCAGUUGGGGUGAAACGGGUCCCCCAGGUGCCCCAGGAGAUCCAGGUUUUAGAGGCCCAGCAGGUAAACAAGGACUGCAAGGAAGAGGGGGAAUAUCAGCCUCUUCGGGUUUUCGAGGUGAUCAGGGGAGAGCAGGACUGCAGGGCCCAGGCGGCUUUGAAGGUGCAGCAGGUGAUCCAGGUACUCCUGGACUGCCAGGCAUGCCAGGCCGCAGUGUUAACAUAGGAUACCUCCUGGUGAAACACAGCCAAUCUGAACAAGAGCCAAUGUGUCCAGUGGGUAUGAACAAACUGUGGAGUGGCUACAGCUUGCUGUAUUUUGAAGGACAGGAGAAAGCACAUAACCAGGAUCUCGGCCUAGCUGGAUCAUGUUUGGUGCGAUUCAGCACCAUGCCUUUUCUUUACUGCAAUCCUGGGGAUAUCUGCUAUUAUGCAAGCCGCAAUGACAAAUCGUAUUGGCUCACAACUACAGCUCCCCUUCCAAUGAUGCCUGUGGAAGAAGAAGGAAUCCAACCUUAUAUCAGUCGUUGUUCAGUCUGUGAGGCUCCAGCUGUUGCUAUAGCUAUCCACAGCCAAGAUGUUUCUAUUCCACACUGCCCUGAAGGAUGGCGAAGUUUAUGGAUUGGUUAUUCCUUCCUUAUGCACACAGCAGCCGGUGCUGAAGGAGGGGGCCAGUCGCUUGUUUCUCCAGGGAGCUGUUUAGAAGAUUUCAGAGCAACGCCAUUCAUCGAAUGCAAUGGAGCUCAAGGAACCUGCCACUAUUUCGCAAAUAAAUACAGUUUCUGGCUUACCACUAUUGACAAUCAAUUUCAACAUUCACCCUCAGCAGAUACACUGAAGGCAGGGCUCAUCCGAACACACAUAAGCAGAUGCCAAGUUUGUAUGAAAAAUUUGUAAAACAAAGGAGUUAUUCCAGUAUGUCUUGGAACAAGUUUACAAGAAAAUUUGUUAAACAAAAGUUUUAUUCCAGUAUGGCAUGGAAUAUCUUGGUGCUUAUUUAAACUUGUUACCUCAAAACCUGAAUAUAAGAUUGAUGUAUUAUCUGGAAGAAUGAACCACUGUAAAUGCUACCACUACUAAGUUGCAGUUUCUGCUACUACAUCAUUUGCAAGACUAACUUUUGUACUGUUGCAAAUAGAGUCUAGUUCACUUGUCUGGCUGAAACAAUAGAGAUGAUUUAAUUACCUAACCUACUUGUUGCCAAUGUAUGCAUUUGUUUUGUAUAAUUAUUGAAAACAAUGGUCAUUGAGUAGUAAAGGCAAAGUGUGCCGUCAAGUCGGUGUUGACUCCGGGCGCCCACAUAGCCCUGUGGUUUUCUUUGGUAGAAUACAGGUGGGGUUUACCAUUGCCUCCUCCCGUGCAGUAUGAGAUGAUGCCUCAGCAUUUUCCUAUAUCACUGCUGCCCGAUAUAGUACCAGUGGGGAUUUGUACCGGCAACAUUCUGCUUGUUAGUCAAGCAUUUCCCCACUUAAGCCACUUAAGGUGACUAUAAUUAACAUUAAAAUGAGUUAGUUCAAAGAGCUGAAAUGCAAGUACCAUAAAGGGGUACUAAAUUAGAAUUAUGCUCAGGCACUUGUUCAAAGAAACUAUCUCUUCUAAUUUGUAAGAUUUGUCCACAAUCUGGCAUAAAGUUUGGCCCACUAAUUUCAAUGUGACUUCAAACAUACACCAGACUGUGGUUUUUUGUGUGUUGUACCUCUAUUUCAGGAGCACUCUUCUCACAGUUUUGUUUUGUUUUAAUUACAUAGUAUGUUGCUUCAUAUGCCCAUUUGUUUCUGUAGCCUGAAGCAUUGCCUUGAGUUGUGUUUUAUGAAAGGCGUUACAGAAAUUGAACUAUACGAUAAAUGAGCUUUGUGUGCCUCCCCAACUUUGACUGAUAACUUGUUUAGAGUGCCAGCCACUGCAUCCUGAACAAAAAAUGAUUAUUGGCCCUUCUCCCUGGCCCCCACAAUCCAGCAGAAAGAAGCAGGACACUAAGAUCAGAGUUCAUUUCUCCCUUUAUACUUCUGAAGAGACGAGUAUGGUUUCCUUGUGCUAUUCCCAGAUCCCAUUCGCAAUCAGGCUCUGUCAUCCUGUGCCAACAGUCUCUUUGCUGCCAGGGAGCAGCAGCCAAGGGAAGGUGCUUUCAAAACUGAGUUACAACUGAACCACUUGUGGGGCACCAUCUUCUACCCACUGUCCCCUGGUACAAGAAUAAUCAGGAAGGACAAAAGGUGUAUUUGCAUUUAAUAAAAUAAUUAUUUAUCUUG
Messenger RNA from Hemicordylus capensis (graceful crag lizard), 6815 nucleotides. It is a transcript of the gene COL4A2, whose product is annotated as collagen type IV alpha 2 chain. Lineage: Eukaryota; Metazoa; Chordata; Lepidosauria; Squamata; Cordylidae. Gene Ontology annotation, molecular function: extracellular matrix structural constituent. The transcript is spliced from 48 exons. Gene Ontology annotation, cellular component: collagen trimer; basement membrane. The record is from RefSeq and is a predicted model, not a curated record. Bases 322 to 5463 code for a protein of 1713 amino acids.